AUGACGUUCCGCGAACUCCUCCUCCAGCUCGUCUUCCCAUGGAUGCUCAUGUCCAUCUCGCUCUACUACGGCCUCGUCACUGUCGUCAAGCUCCUGCUCGCACUCGACUUGGCCACCCUCACCAGCUGGGACAAGUUCAACGAGGCCUGGUUCGGCAACUUUUGGGUGUACAUGGGCCCCGUGUCCAAGGAGGGCGCCGAGGCGUGGGUCAGGCCUCUGCUCGAGGGCCGCGUCCGCCAGGGCGACAUCUGCCAGACCGUCCAGCACCCCGUCGAGGGGACCGUGCUUGAGAUUGGGGCCGGCAGCGGCAUGUGGAUGGACGUCCUCGCCCAAGUCACCGCCUCAUCGGGCAAGGCGACAAAAGUCUACGGCGUGGAGCCGAAUCCCAUCUCGGCCGCGGCCCUGCGACGAAAGGUCGAUGAGCUGGGUAUGCAGGGUCGCUACGAGGUCCUGCCGUACGGCAUCGAGGAUCUCCAGGCCAAGGCGGACAUGCAGCCGGGGAGUGUGGACUGCAUCGUGACGGUCCAGUGCCUGUGCAGCAUCCCCGAGCCGGACAAGAACAUACGCCUACUGUAUGAGUAUCUCAAGCCCGGUGGCCGGUGGUACGUGUACGAGCACGUCAAGGCGGAGGAGGGCCUCUUGGUGCCCGCGUAUCAGCGCUUCUCCAACUUCUUCUGGACAUUCUUCAUGGGAUCUUGCUCAAUGUGUCGCUCCACACGCUCAUCCAUUCUCAGCGUGGGCAGCUGGCGCGCCGUAGACCUUGAGAGGCGCGUGGACGAAGGUCCCCUGUCCGUCAUCCCGCAUACCAUGGGCACGUUGCAGAAGGCGUGA
Emericellopsis atlantica is the source of this 831-nucleotide messenger RNA. Its product is annotated as S-adenosyl-L-methionine-dependent methyltransferase. The coding region runs from base 1 to 831 and encodes 276 amino acids. NCBI's taxonomy places the organism in Eukaryota, Fungi, Ascomycota, Sordariomycetes, Hypocreales, Bionectriaceae. The record is from RefSeq and is a predicted model, not a curated record. The transcript is spliced from 2 exons.